Messenger RNA from Amphiprion ocellaris (clown anemonefish), 11846 nucleotides. RefSeq names its product zinc finger protein basonuclin-2-like. Gene Ontology annotation, cellular component: nucleus. Bases 8792 to 10864 code for a protein of 690 amino acids. Lineage: Eukaryota; Metazoa; Chordata; Actinopteri; Pomacentridae. The transcript has 9 exons. Gene Ontology annotation, biological process: regulation of DNA-templated transcription. The record is from RefSeq and is a predicted model, not a curated record.
GAGCAGAGCAGAGAGGAAAGGUCUGGAAACAUGGAGAUAAAAAAACAUCUACAGGAUGAGGAGAUAGACACAAAAUGACAUAAAUGAGACAGAAAACGACAAAAACAAGAUGCAGAAUGACACAAAACUGAAAAAUUUUAUCACAGAAUCCCCAGAAUGAAGCACAACUGUUUGAAAGAUGCAAAACAAGGAAAACAAGAUGCUAAAGAAAAGAUGAGAGAAAAAAAUGACAACAAAAAACAGACAAAACACAAUAAAAUAGACACAAAACUAGAAUAACUACACAUAAAAUAUAUGAAACAAACAUAAACAAGAAAAACUAAACAAAAUAUGUAAAAUAGACACAAAAUAAGAAACAAAAAUCAAGAAAAAUGAGACACAAAACCAAUAUAAAUAGACAGUUAUAGAAACAAGAUAGAAAACACAACAAAUUGACUGACUGAUUGAUUGAUUGAUUUAUUGAUUGACUGAUUGAUUAUUGAUUGAUUGAUUAUUGAUUAUCAAUCUCCCUGCAGAGUCUCCUCUCCUCCAUCUCCCAGCUCUGUCACACCUGCAGCUCCAGGAUUGGUUGGCUGGAACAGGAAGUCUCCGCCCACCGAAGUCAUGUGACGGCGCUGCUCAGCGAGCUGCAGGACGUCUGUCUCCGUGACAACCAGGCCUUCGUCCCCGUGACAGAAUUUCCUGAAACAAUCCCUUUGGCUGACGUGGACAAACCGCCACCUGUCCUCCUCUCUGAUUGGCCAAAGGACCUGGAAGACAGAAUAAGCCCCGCCCCUCCAGAGAUAAACCCCACCCCCUUGUCGCUGCUCUGCAAACCCAAAGCAAAGAAAGUGACGAAAAAGAAGAAGGUUGGAGGGUCGAGGUAGACGGAGGUGACUGAAUGUUUCUGAUUUGUCCGUCUGGAGGAGGAAACGCUGCAAAGUGAAGAAGGAGAAGAAGAAGAAGUUUCCCUCCAGCUGCUCGGUGACAGAUGCCUGAAGUCCAGAUGUUGGAGUCGUGACAGCGACUGUGACGGAUCAGCAGCUGCAGCUUUAGUUCAAACCUGAAGAACAGGCAAAUGAAACGUGUACGAGACCCGCUGGCACACAUUAAAUACACAACAGGAACACAAACGGAGUCACAGAAAACCUGAUUUAUUUCACAGACGCACUAAACAACCACAAAGAGACAAUAAACAACUGCAAAGACACACAAAACACAGAAAAUGACCACAAAGAGACACAAAAACACACAAUAUCACCACUAAAAUACAGAAAAUGACUACAAAAGGGAACAAAACUACCACAAGGACACACAAAAAGACACUAAAUAACCCAAACAAAAUAAAAAAAUUACUAUAAACAGGCACAAAGUCAUACAAAAUGAAAACAGAGACACAAAAUAACUACAAAGACAUACAAAUGGGCAACAAAGACAAAACUACCACAAAAUGACACAAAAAACUCACAAAAUUAUCACAAUACACAAAAUAACCCACAGAGACACAAAGAAGCCACAAAGAGGCACAAGUGUAUACAAAGUGACACAAAGAGACACAGAAUCACCACAAAAAGACACAAAAUGCAACUAAAGACACACAGACUCACAGCUGCUGAAAGUGGAGAAACGCUGCUGAACAAAAGUGAGAAAAGUUUUUGAGCAGAAAUAUAAAAACAUGACAAACAUCUUCCUGCUGCAUCAGCACGACGACUGUGUGUUAGUGUGUGUGUGUGUGUGUGUGUGUGUGUGUGUGUGUGUGUGUGUGUGUGUGUGUGUGUGUGUGUGUGUGUGUGUGGCCUCAGGCAGGUUGUGUGUCGGCGUUUAAAGUCGUAUUAACAGAAACCUAGAAAGACUGUGCUGCUGAUUCAGCUGAUGUGAGUCGUAGUCGCAGCUGGAAUGUAGAGCUGAUAGCUGCAUGUGGACCGUAUCUACUCUGGAUCUGACAGAUUUAUUAAAGCUCCUCUGGAAAUGUGAGUAGUUUAGGAGUAGUUUCAUGAAUUUCUAGUAGCAGAGAUACUGUGAGGACUUGUAUGUAUUUAAUUAAAAGUUAAAAAGUCUUUCUGUGUAAAUAUCUCAUAACGUGGACAUCUGUGGCUUAUAGACAAGUGCAGCAUAUAUAUGUACAAACUUUUUUCUUUUGAAAUUUAGUGGGUGCGGCUUAUAUUCAGGUGUGCUCAGUAGUCCGGAAAUUACGGGAGUCUAGGUCUGGUUUUGGUCCCAAUCUUGUACUGGUUUUGAACUUUUUUAAGACUGAUUUCACACUGUUUCUAAAACUGGUUUUAGUUUUGGUUUAAGACUGGUUUCUGGCUGGUUCUGAACAUUUUUUUGGACUGGUUUAGGUUUGAUUUUGGUCCCAGUUUAAGACUUUUUAAGGACAGGUUUCAGACCGUCUUGGGUGGGUCUUUGUUUUAACCCCAAGAACACCAAAGCUACCAUCAAGCAUGGUGGUGGUAGUAUCAUGCUCUGUGGAACUGGAGUUUUCAACAAAGUAAAUGGAAUAAUGAAGAAGGAGAAUCACCUCCAUGUUCUUCAGGAAAACCUAAAAGCAUCAGCAGAAGGUUGAUCUUGGACACAGUUGGAUGUUUCAACCAGACAAUGAGUCCAAACACACAUCAGACGUGGUAAAGAAAUGGUUCCAUCAGACUAUAAUGAAGGUUCUACACUGGUCUUCCCAAAGUUCUGACUUAGACCCAUCAAGAACUUGUGGACUGAUGAAGAAACUAAACACUACUUUCAGUCCCAGUAUUUCUACUUUUACAGUUUCUCCAUAAAUACUAUUCCCAGUUUUAAAGAUUUUUCCCCCCAUGUAGUAAAUUUCUAUCUAAGGAUUCUAGUAUUUUCCUCCUAGAACACUAUUUUCUGUCCCAGUAUUUACAGUUUUCAAAGUUUAUCCUCAGUAAACUAAGAGCUGAAGAAGCUUCCAGCUUCUUGGAAAGUCUUCGGACAUCUUUUAGAGGUUUUAGUUUCAUAAGUUCCUGGACAAACGUUUGAUAGUUGGUGUUUGUCCUGAGACUGUGCAGAUGUUGAUCCAGAUGUUCUCCUCCGUCGUGUCGCUGCAGCUCCUCUUUGUUUCCGGAUUAUUCCUUGUCUCCGGGGUUUAGCGUUAAUCUGAGACGCUGAAUGAGGCCGUCACGCUCAGCCGUCCUCGUGCUAAGCUACGUUAGCGCCGCAUUGAAAGCCAGUGACAGCGAGAUGUCCGGAGAGGCGACUCAGGACCCCGGUUUUUCUGUCCACGGCAGCGUUUCCUUUCAGGCGGGAUUUAGGGCCAACGGAGAGGCGUCACGUGACCUGCAGCCAGUCAGCAGAGAGAAGAGACGGUUUAGCAGACGUCAAGACUUCCUGUGAACUCUGACGUCAGCUCGUUUAGACGCACCGAUUAAUCCAGCAGAGAAAAACCAGCUUCAUGACAUGAAUUCAAACCAACAUCAACAGUUAGUAUUUUCCACUAAAGGGUUCUUAUGAUCCUGAAAGUAAAUCAGUGACUUUAUGUCUGUUUGUGGGGAUUUCUUUGGUGUUUUUGAGACUUUUUCCAGUGAUUUGCUUCUUUUUAUGGGAGAUUUUGGCCCCUUUUAUAGGAGUUUUUGCCAUUUUUUUGAAGAUUUUUAAUCUUUUAGUGGUGGUUUUCGUGUUUUCGUGUGGAUAUGUUGUUUUUCUUUCUUUUUGGGUGAUUUUGACUCUUUUUUAUCGUGAACCUCUUUGUGGUGGUUUUGGAUCUGUUUUUGAUGGUUUUGCAUCUUUUUGUUGUGAUUUCAUCUCUCUUUUUGAUGGUUUGGCUGUUUGUGAUUUUGCAUCUCUUUAUGGUGAUUUUGUCUCUUUUUUUGGAGAUUUUCAUCUUUUGUGUUUUGAUUUAGUGUCUUGUUUGGUUUAUUGGUUUUUCGAUUUUGAAUUUAUGGUGGUGACUUUGGGCCUUUAUGGUGGUGUUGUAUUGUAAUAAUUUUGGGUUCUUUUCUAAUGUUUUUUGUCUCUUUCAGAGGAUUUUGGCUCUUUUUUGGUGAUUUUGAUAAUUUUUUGGUAGUUUUGAAUCUUCUUCCAGUCGUUGUCACAAGUUUUUGGUGAUUUUGAAUCUUUUUGCAGUGGUUUUGGGCCUUCAUAGUGGUGAUUUAGUCUUUAUUUGGUGAUUUUGGUACUUCAUCGUAAUGGUUUCAUUGGUGAUUUUGGGCCUUUAUCGUAGUGGUUUUGUCUCAUCUUUGGUGAUUUUGAGUCUCUUUGUGGUGACUUUGUCAUAUUGGAAUAAUUUUGGGUUCUUUGUAAUGAUUUUUGUCUCCUUUUGAGAGGAUUUUGCAUCUUUUUGUGGUGUUGUUGGCUCUUUUUUGUUGAUUUUUAUCUCUAUUUUGGUGGUUUUGAGUGUACAUCCAGUCGUCGUUGUGUACGUCUAAGAGGGAGGUGUGUUUUUUAUCUGUUUGCGUUGAUGCUGCAUGUCAUAUUUGUGUCUCUUUCUGGUCUUUUGUGUGUCCUUGUUGUUGUUUUGUUUCACAUGUUGUCAGUAAAAGUUCAUGAAAUAAGUUCGACUCCAGAGUCUCCAUCAGAUCAACAUAUUUCAGCUUUAAUUUGCUGAAUCCGAUCAGAUGUUUGUGGACUAAAACUCACAAACUUGCGUUUUCUGGCUGCAGCAGCUUCAUCUGUCAAGUGUUUUCCUCUUUAAAGUGACACUCGGCAACUUAAUCCCGUGUUUCCUUUCAGGCUCUAAUCCUGUUUUAGCAGCGAGUCGAGGAUUAAACGUCUCAAAGGGUCGAGUGUUUCUCCGCUAACAUCGCAGGAACCUUCACAAUGAAAUAAAAGCAAACAUCAGUACAAAAAGAAUGAGUGAGGAGUUGUCAGCGUCCUGCUUUCGCUCCCUCAUGAAUAUUCCCAGAAACUUUCCUUCCUCCUCGUCCUCCUGCUGCUGUCCUAGUUGUACCUGCGACAGCACAGGCUGGGUCUAAACACCACGUCGACUGGCUUCUCCCUGCGCUGCCAAGCUGGCGUGGCUACAAAGGAUGUGCUGCAGUAAUGACACAGAUUUAAAGAUGGAGGGGGAGGACGAGGAGCCUCGACAUCCCGUUAAAGCUGCACACAGACGCACCAGCUGUGUUUAACGUCAUGUAAAAUUCAGCCGCUGAAGCCGCCGAUUGAGGCGACAAAUGGCAGAAAAGUGACAAACGGGGAAAAGCGACCUGCAGCAGAGCGGAUUUAAAUAAAAACCGAGAACCAGGAGGAAGAAACUCGUUUUUCUGGAGCCACGAAACCCCCAAGGCCCCGAAUUUAAAGCUUCUGUUUGCAUCAGAUCGUAAUGUAAAGUGCUGAACCUCUGUUUAGACACAACUAUGAAGACAGAAGGGAACUAAAGACUCCAUCCUCGAUAAAAACCAGCAAAGUCUCCAAUGACUCCUGGAACUUUCUGGGAUGGAAUCAUUCAGACACACUUUCACUUCUCAUUCAUUCAGACCUGCUGUUUGAUGGUUCUUGGUUGACUCUUAACCAUCCUGACCAAUCGUCUCUCAGCAGCAGGUGGUAGUUUGUGUUUUCUUCCUGUUGGUGGCAGUAACACAACUGGACCAUGAAUUUUAUUCUGACAAACUGAUGAUUUUGGAUCUGAAGCUGCUUUGAAAUGACUCCAAGUGACUUUCUGACUUGAAUCAUUUCAGACAUAUUUCCAGUCACCUUGGACGAUUCUGGAGUCAAUCUGGACAAUUUUAGUGUCAGUUUGUUCAGUUUUCAGUUAUUCUCGAUGUUUUCAGUCACUUUGGAAUAGUUUUGAGUGCGUUUGGACAACUUAUGAGGCAACUUUGACUGUUUUGGUUUCAAUUUGGACAAAUUAAAAAAAUAUAUAUCAAUUUUUUAGUCACUUUGGACAGUUUUUGAGUGUAUUUAUGAGUCCAUGUAGACGUCUCCAUCAGUCAGUUUGGACCAUUUAUGAGUCAAUUUUUACAGUUUUGGUCGAUUUGGGCAAUUUUUAAAACUGAAUUUAAUCAGAGUUUCAGUUCAUUUUUUGAGGUAAUUUGGUCAAUUUUAGCGCCACUUUGCACAGUUUUUGAAUCAUUAUCAAAAUGUUUUCAGUGACUUUAGAGUGGUUUUGUGGAAAAUUUGGACUAAUUUUGAGUCGACUAUCAGUUUUUGAACCAAUGUAGCCAAGUUUUAAAUAAUUUUAAACAUAUUUUUAGUCACUUUGGACAUUUGUUGAGUGAAUUUAUGUCCAAGUAGACACCUCUUCAGUCACUUUAGGAUGUUUUUGAGUCAAUUUUGACAAUUUUGGGCAUCAACUUAUUCAAUUUUUGAGUUCAAGUCAAUGAUUUUCUUCUUCAGAUGUUUGCUGAGCUCCUCAGACUUUCCCUCUGUAGUGUUUGAGUCUAAUGAGUGGAUCUAAUGGUUCUAUUUAAACUGGAUCAGAGUCAGCUGCUGUAGUCAACUGGAAUCACUCAGAAGAAGUUAAGAGGUCAUGAAACUAAGAAAACUAGAUUAAUGCAACUUUCUACAUCAACAAACUGAUAAUUCAAGUUGCUGUAUGUCUAUUUUUGAUCCACUCCAUUCCAGAAAACAUUUAAUAAAUCUAUGAAAGAACCAAAAUUCAUGAAUGUUUUUUGAAGGAUUCCGUCAUAGAAAGUUCUAAGAGUCAUUGGAGACUAAAGACUCAUGAUCUAAAUGAUCUUUCCAGGUGGAUGGAGCCUUUUGUUGAGCUGCUGACAGAAGACAUUUCUGAGUUCUCUCUCCUUCUUGGUUGUUGUUCUCCUCCAGAGGUUCAGGACUUUCUGUUCCAGGUUGCGUUUUGUCCGUUCAGACUCCGUCUUUGAUAUGAAGCCGGUUUCCUUCUUCAAACGCUGCCUCCUGCUGCUGUUUGUUCGACCUGCUUCGUUCAGCCAAGAACUCAGGACCAGGACACACAAAUCGACCCUCUGAGAUGUUCUGCAGGAUAAAGUGUGUCAGCGACGCUACGCUCGCUAACUAAUAUUCUAAUUAGCACGACAUCAAACCAGGAAAGAGGUCCAGCGGCUCCCAGCAGACGGCAGCCUGUCCAACAGCCCUACCUUCACUCGCAUGUUUCCACCUCCGAGCUGCUGCACAACAAACUUUCCAGGUCGACGCAGAUCCCCGAGGAGACAUCUGACACGAGCUGCUUAUCAGUUUCCUCAUCUGAAGACGCCGAACGCACAGAUACGAGCUGGAGGAAAGGUUUAGAGACACACAACGUUUUACACUUACACAGCCAGGAUUUUAUUCUGAGGGUUCACACGGAACCAAAAUGUGUUUUUAAACAUUUCAUGUCUCGUUGCAAAGUCACAGACAUCAGUUAGGAGACACACAAAACAGCCACAGAAAGACACAAAAUAGCUAAAGUGACACACAAAAGUGACCACAAAGACACAAACAACCACAAAGAGCCACAAAAUGUCUAAAAAGAGAUGAUAAAUGAACAGAAACAUGCACGGAAUGACUGAAAAGAUGCACAAAAUUAUCAAAAAUAAUCACAAAACAACCACAAGUGGACACAAAAUGACCAAAGAGAGCCAUAAAAUAUCUAAAAAAAAAAAACACAUGAAAUGACAACAGAGAGCUAACAAAGGGAGACAAAAUUUAAAGACAAACCCCAACUGAAGGCUGAAAUGCCCAGAAACUUCCAAAAAAUGUCUAAAAAUAGAUGCAAAGCUACCAUAAAGAGGCAUAAAACCAGCACGGAGACACAAAAAGCCCAAAAGCAGACGCAAAACAACCAGAAAAAGAGCCAAAAAAUUCACAAAGAGACAGAAAAUGACUAAAAGCCGACACAAAACAAAUACAAAUACCCUCAAUAAGUCUAAAAACAGACAAAGUGACAAAUAAAAGGCAGAAAGAGGCCACAAGCAGGGACAAAAUGUCUAAAAAUGACCACAAAGACACACAAAACCAGCUGAAACACACACAAGAUUAAUAAAAAUAGAUACAAUAUAACCCCAAAAUGAGAAAACUGAGACAGAAAUGUCUAAAAAUGACCACAAAGACACAAAGCAAUCACAGAAACACACAAAAUUACAACAAAAAGACAUAAAAUGGCCACAAAGACAACAAAAACGGCAAAAAAUUCACACAAAAUGCCUUUAGAUACACCCAAAACAACAAAAAUAUGCACAAAAUUAUUUAACAUACACAAAUGACUAGAAAUACACACAAGACAACAAAAAUACACACAAACUGAAAAAAAUGCAAAUGAAAUGAAUAAAAUAAACACAAAAUAAGUAAAAAUACACACAGAAUGACUAAAAACAUACUUCAAAUUACUGAAAAUACACACAAAACUACUAAAAACUACACACAAAAUGACCACAGAGAGACACAAAACUUCUAAAAAGACACAAAUGGUGUCAAAAUGACCAUAAAGACCCACAAAAUACCAGAAACAGUCAUAAAAUGGCAAGAAAAGAGCCACAAGAACAACAACAAAAACUGCUUUGUUCUCUGUUGUUUUAGUUUUUUCAUCUUUGAGGUCAGAUUAUUCAGAAAUAAACAAUAAAAACAUGGAUUAAAUAAACAUAAACGAUCCUUCAGAGCAGCAGAACUCUGGUUCUAGUGGUUUAACUCUGAGGUUUUUCAGUCUGAGCCUCCAGAGGAACCUUCAUCCUCAGGGGACACCAGGGACAAGGAACCUACAAGGAGAAGCUUUCGUCCAAUCAGGAGGUGAGGAUGUGAGGAGGCGGGGCCAGAGGAUGAAUGGAUCCAGAAGACAUAAAAGAGAGAAAAGUGGUUCAGAGUCCAGAGGAAGGAGGAAACAAACGGAGCAGAAAAUAAAAACAGAAGAAGAAGAAGAAGGUGUUUUUUUCUUUCAUCAGCAGUGAAUUUAUCUUCAGACUAACAGAAGCGAGACAUGAGGAUGACUCCAGACGCCGAAGAGUCCAUCAGGUGUUCAGUCUGCAGCUGUUUGUGUUUCAAACCAGGAAGUGUCCGACUCAGGUCAUGUGAUCGAUGUGGACACGGCUGGGUGGCACACGCCCUGGAGCGGCUCCACCCCCAGCCUCCGUCCGGCUGCGGCCCCGUGGAGGUGGCCCUCCCUGGGCUGGUGUUCGACCUGAGCUCCCUGGUUCUGUACGGCGCUCAGGCGGUUCCGGUCCGGCUGAAGAUCCUGCUGGACCGUCUGUACAGCGUCCUGACACCUGAGCAGGUGGGACACAUCCUGCACACUCUGGGCUGGAGUCUGGGGGAUUAUGUUCGGGGCUACAUGCUGCAGUUUCCCGGUGGGAAGGUGUUGAACCGCUGGCUGAUGGUGACUCCAGAAGAAGAGAUGCUCGUCCUGAAACAGUUCCUUCGCUUCGGCGAGACUCGACCAAUCGUGGAGCUGAUGACGCUUCAGUGCCUGGAAGCUGCCAGUCAUCUCCCUGAUCCAGACCUAAAGCCCACCCCCAAGAGCUGCCAGUCAAACAGGGGAACGCUGACCGUGUUGAGAAACCCAAGAGGAGACUCUCAGUUGGUGGCUGGACUCUGUGGUUUCGAGAGGAAUAGUCCAUCAGACCACAGCGACACUGUCCACCAUUUUGAAAACUUCCCAGGUGGACUUUCCUUGCUUCUGCCGUUCCACUUUGGAAGCUCCGCCUUCCACUGUUUGGUCCCUCCCACCAAGGAGUUUGUUCCUCCCAGUAAACUAACACAGUGCCUCCGAAAACCAGGCGGGACCAAACUGGCCAACAGAAUCAAACAAGGAGGAGGAAGAAGAGAGGAAGGCAGUGGUCCGACUUUGCAGCAGGUUAAAGAUGAACCGGCAUUAAACAUCAAGAUAGACCCAGACAAGCUGAACCCACCUCGGUCACUCUGGCAGCAGAACCCCUCAACCCACAACGAUCAGGAGCUUCUCAGAGAGGAAACCAAACAGGAGAACACCACCUCUGCCUCAUUCUAUCCACCCAUCUCCUCCUCUUCCUCCUCUCCUCUGAAGAUUUCCCAGAAGAUGCGAGGUCCUCCUCCUUCUUCUCUGCAGCCUCUCCCGUCCUUCUCCUCGUCCUUCCUUUGUCCUCUUCCCACCUCCACCUUUUCUUCAUCCCUGCAUCCUCUUCCUUCCUCGUCUUCCUCCCUCCUUCCUCUCCCGUCCUCCCUCUGCUCCCUCCCUUCUCCAUCCCCUGCAGGAGGUCGGAAAGGGAGGGUCUGCUGUGGCGUUUGUGGAAAAAGCUUCUACGACAAAGGAACGCUGAAGAUCCACUACAAUGCUGUCCACCUGAAGAUCAAACACCGCUGUACGGUGGCGGGCUGCACCAUGGUGUUCAGCUCACUGCGCAGCCGAAACCGGCACAGCGCCAACCCAAACCCACGACUGCACACCGGCACCAGCAGGGACGCAAACCCCCACCGAAACUCCCACUGUGACCACACGAGCAUCCACAGUGAAACGCAUGAGGCUAAACAGGCUAACAGAAGCAUAAAUGGCGCGCAAACAGGUAUGUGCAGGGAGUCCACGCUUUGGCAGCAGGGUGAUGACACUUAUAAACUGAAGGUACACACUAUGGAGAACGGGUUAAAUGGCUGGCAGAACAACACACCCCCCCAGGCCGACUCCCCUCAUUCCUCUCCUCACCCUCGAAGCCAACAUGCUGACCACAGCUUCACCCUGAUGAACCCCCAGGCCUCGCCGCCUCCUCUCCUCUCCACCCACAGUGCUCCCUCCCUGGGCUCGCCUCCCUCCCUCGUCCCCCCGGUAGCUCCGGACAAACCCGAACACCGUCGACACCUCGUUGGAUCACCCAUCCAUCCUUGUGGCCCCGCCCACUGUGAAGGCCAAUCCGUGUCACAUGAUGUCGCAGAAGGAAAGCGAGGAGAGGCUCGCACCAAUCAGCAGUGGCGGUGGGAGUCACCUGACCCCACGCCGAAGAAGAAGCCCAGGAAGUCGAGUAUGCCGGUGAAAAUAGAAAGAGAGGCAAAGGAGAGCAGGAAAGACGAAGACGAGGAAGGAUGAAGAGCUGAAGUUGCUAAAACUGAAUCAGUCCAGAAAAACUAAAUCAGCGUUACGUGAUUUUACUUGUUCUGCAUGAUUACAGAUUCUGAAUUGAUGCUCAGAUAUUUCCCUCAACUGACGGCCAAGAAAUUGACUUUGUGCUAAAUUUAGACGUAGAAGAAGCUGUUUUGAAGCUCUGCUGUUCAGCAAAGUUUAAUAAAAAUGGCAGAAAAUGAUCAAUAUUAAAUCUGGAGAUAAAUGUUUUGUUGGUGAGGAGAACCGAUGAAGCCAAAAGCAGGUGAAGAGUUGAUCUUUGUUGUGUUUUUGCACCAGGAACAUGAAUAUAUGAAGUGAAUUCCCAGAUAAUAACAGUUGCCUCGAUUGAUGAGUUUGUUUGUGUUAUUGUGCAUCGUCGGUGUUUUAACACGUCUGGUAUUUCUUGAAAGAAGAUUUAACGUCCACAUGGUGCAGUCGGUUGGAAUAAAAGAUGUUUUUUUUAUUAAUUUCUGAACACCAGAAACUCUUAAAAACUUGUAAAUUCACACAUUUGUAGCUGAUAAGCUGCUCAUAAUUCUGAGAGCUGAGUUUGUGUGAUGCAAGUGUCAAAAUGUAGGGUCAGCAUUUAGCCACCAGAGGGCGGUGCUGCACAGUGACGUUUUGUUGACGGCACAUUUAAAUCAGCAGCUGUUGCACUGACAUUCUUUCUGGUUAAAAAUCUAAGGCUUGGAUUCAUGUAACGAGUUUAAAUAUUGAUUUAAGAUCCUGUAGUGUUAUUUAUGUUGUGAAUUUACCUGAUAUUCAGGAUUAAAACGCUCCAGAAAUGAUAUAAAUUACUACUUUCCUUGACUCUAGCCAGUAUUAUUAAAUCCACUUAAACAUUUUUAAUGUUCAAUAUUAAGUUUCUUCAUUGAGACGAGGACGACUGAACUGUAGAACCUCGACUGGUUUUAUUAGAACUUUUCAACUAAAUUGUGUUUUUCAUUACCAUUCCACAUUCAGCAGG